AUGAAGGACGAGGAAAGCCUGUUCUCUAGCAGGGAUCCCGUAUCACUUUUGGCGUUCCUCCACCACGAGAAUCACGCCUCUGUACGUUGUUUGUCGGAAAAGUACGGAAGCGAUUUCGCCUUGAAUUCCCCAGAUAUCUCGAAACUCGACUAUGAAGGUCUUGAUGCCCACUUUUCGAACAUUGACCUCACCCUAUUUGAACAAUAUGAUUCGAUGGAUGACAUGCACCGUAGGUUCUGCAGAAUUGUCUACGAUGCAUUAACAUUAUUUACUAUGCUGGUUCAGAAGAAGCGCCUAUUCAUGAAUUUGGAAGCUCCCCUGAGGAGCUCGCUGCACAAGAAGGUCUGUUUUGAUGUUGAUCGCCAUUUCGAAGAAGUUUUUUUGAAUCUAGAGCGCCGAUUAGGAAAGCAAGCUUCGCUGAAGCGUCUGCACCUAUACCUUCGUAAAAAAUUCAAUUCCAAGCCGGGUCUUCCCACUUUAGAGGAUCCAUUCUGGUACCAGGCUCCAUGUGGAUUCCGCCAAGGCUGA
Messenger RNA from Cooperia oncophora, 528 nucleotides. Lineage: Eukaryota; Metazoa; Nematoda; Chromadorea; Rhabditida; Trichostrongylidae. The record is from the annotation of a GenBank genome assembly.